AUGAACCCCCUGACGAAGGUGAAGCUGAUCAACGAGCUGAACGCGCGGGAGGCAGAGCUGGGCGUGCAGGAGGCGGUUUCGUGGCACGCGGAGUACAAGGACAGCGCCUGGAUCUUCGUCGGCGGGCUGCACUACGAGCUGACGGAGGGGGACGUCAUCUGCGUGUUCUCACAGUACGGGGAGGUCGUCAACAUCAACCUGGUGCGGGACAAGAAAACCGGCAAGUCCAAAGGCUUCUGCUUUCUGUGCUAUGAGGACCAGAGAAGCACCAUCCUUGCUGUUGACAACUUCAAUGGGAUCAAGAUCAAAGGCAGGACGAUCCGAGUGGACCAUGUGGCCAACUAC
Molecule: messenger RNA, 345 nt
Organism: Mesitornis unicolor (brown roatelo)
Lineage: Eukaryota; Metazoa; Chordata; Aves; Mesitornithiformes; Mesitornithidae
Product: RNA-binding motif protein, X-linked 2-like
Exons: 5
Biological process (GO): mRNA splicing, via spliceosome
Cellular component (GO): precatalytic spliceosome; U2 snRNP; catalytic step 2 spliceosome
Molecular function (GO): RNA binding
Source: RefSeq, a predicted model, not a curated record